AUGUCGGAGUCAUCUUUUUCAAGAUUCAUUCAGGCUCAUAAAGUCGCUGUGGCCGUCACGGCUGUUGUUGGAGCCGGAUCGGUGGCCGGAUUGCUCUACUACAUGAGCCAGCAGAACGCCGGUCUGGACGACUCUGAGUCGCUUAAGCCGAAGAAGAAGUCCAAGGCCACCAAGAAGAAGAAGAAGUCCGAGAAGAGCGGCACGGUUGUUCACGCCAACUGGCCUUCGUCGGACAUUCCUAUCGACUCCACCACUGGACUGCCGAACGUUACUGAAGAGUUGGUCACCAAGAUGACCAAACAACAACAAUCCGAAUGGGCAUUGGCUUUGAAAGAGACCGGAAACCAGUACUAUAAGGCAGAGGACUUCAAGCCAGCCAUCCAGUGCUACACCCUGGCUCUUUUGUGCAAAGCUGAUCCUGUCUUUUACGCUAACAGAGCAGCUGCUUAUGCCGCACAGGGCGAGCACCAAAAGUGUAUUGAUGACUGUACCGAGGCAUUGAAGUUGAACCCAAGUUAUCCAAAGUGUCUGUUGAGAAGAGCCCAUGCUUAUGAGAACAUCGAGAAGUACGAGGAGGCCAUCUACGACCUCACAGCAUUGACCAUCUACGGAGGUCUUAAUGAUCAAUCUCCAGAGUCCAUCUUGGAGCGUAAUUUGAAGAAACUGGCCAACAAGAUCAACGAGGAGCAAUAUUCCACUCUUCCAAAGGAGCUUCCUUCUUCCUCUUCUAUUUCGUCGUUCUUUGGUGCUUUCGCCAAGGAGAACGUUGACACCGACGAAUCCAAGUACGAGGACCAAUCUUGCUCUCAAUUCCUGGCCAAGGCCUUGACCGAGAUCGCCAAGGACACCUACGAGGACUACGUCAAGGCAGACGUUUUGAUCCACCAGGCCAUUGCCAGCUACGAGAAGGACCCACCCAAGGCCGACUCCAAACACGCUGGUCUUGCUUACGAGUACCAAGGUACCUUUGAUUUCCUCAAGGGUGAGAGCGAGUCUGCUGUUUCCAACUUGAACAAGGCUUUGCAAUUGAACCCAAGAGGUAGAACUCACGUUCUUUUGGGACUUGUCAACGCCGACAAAGGUGAUUUCCUUUCUGCUGACCAGGCGUUUGCCCAGGCCAUCAAGCUCAACCCAGAAGACCCUGACAUUUACUACCACUACGGUCAGCUGUACUACCUGAUGGGCGAUUUGGAGAAGGCCAAAGAGAACUUCGAGAAGUCCAAGCUGUACAACCCGGACAACGUGUUUGGAUACAUCCAAUUGGCCUGUAUCGCGUACAAAAACGGUGACACCAACUCGUGCGACGAGCAGUUCAAGGAUGCCAAGAAACGGUUCCCAACCUCGUCCGAGGUGCCAAACUACUACGGAGAGAUUCUGUUCGACAGACAAGACUACGGCGGAGCCGCCAAACAGUUCGAGAUCUCGGCCAGAUUGCAAGAGAGCCUGCCAACUUUCAACAUUGGUGCUCUGCCACUCAUAAACAAGUCUGCCAUCUGCCAGGUCAACAAGGACAUUGUUGGAUGCGAAGAGAUCCUCAAGAAGGCAUGUGAGCUUGAUCCAAAGUCGGAGGUGGCCAGAAUCAACCUUGGACAGAUCUACUUGCAACAACAGAAGGUCCAGGAUGCCAUUGCUCUGUUCAAAGAUGCGUGCCGUUUGUCCAGAUCCAACGACGACAGAGUCCAGGCCAUUUCUCUGAUGGAGGCCUCCAAGAUUCAGCUCAAGAUCAAACAGGACCCUGUUCUGAGCAAAAAGGUCCACGAGAUCAUGGAGCGUGCUGGUCUAGAGAGAGGUUUGUAA
Ogataea philodendri is the source of this 1797-nucleotide messenger RNA. RefSeq lists its product as uncharacterized. The coding region runs from base 1 to 1797 and encodes 598 amino acids. Gene Ontology annotation, molecular function: protein binding. The record is from RefSeq and is a predicted model, not a curated record. The transcript has a single exon. Lineage: Eukaryota; Fungi; Ascomycota; Pichiomycetes; Pichiales; Pichiaceae. Gene Ontology annotation, cellular component: mitochondrial outer membrane.